CGCCCUCUGUGUUCCUCCUCCUCUUCUUCUUGCUGCUGUUGUUGUCUUCAAUAAAAUCCCAGCCGACGCUGUUGGUGCGGAGCAAUGCGCUGGCUGGAGGCUGCCUAAUCACUCGGACGCCCGCGCGUUCUUCUCUCCCUGCAGAGAGCUUCUGACCCCAAGCCGAGUCACCGCUCGCGAGGUCACCCAACGAGCCCGCGGCCCACGGGGAGCGAGGCGGGAGGACUCAGCCUCGACUCGCCGCUCCACCUCGCCGACAUGGCCCGGGCCUCGUCCACGUCGCGAAACUCCCGGGAUGAGCGGACCCCGCCGCCGCUGCUGCUGCUGCUGCUAGCGUGGACCUCCUGCUGGGGCUGCUGGGGCUGCCAGCUGCCCCAGGACUGGCGGCCGCAGAGCGAGGCGUGCCGCGCCGAGCUCGCCGAGAUCAUCGUCAUGGCCAAGGUGCUGGCGCUGCACCAGGACUCGUACGGGGCGCACAACCUCCUGCCGUGGCAGGGGGACUCGGAGCUGCUGUACGCCGCCGAGGUGGAGCUGCUGUGCGACCAGGCCUGGGGCUCCAUGCUCGAGAUGCCCGCCGGGGCGCGCUUCAACGUCACGGGCCUCGGAUACUUCUCGUGCCACUCGUACACCGUCAUGGAGAACAACACAUACUUCUUCUUCCUGAGGAUGGAUGAGAACUACCACCUCGUGCCACACGGCGUCAACUUCCAGGACGCAAUCUUCCCGGAGACGCAGGACUCGCGCCGAAUGUUCUCAAGCCUCUUCCAGUUCGCCAACUGCUCGCAGGGCGCGCAGGUCCACCUCUUCUCGCCCGAGUGGGAGGUGCAGCAGGACAACGAGAUGCUUUGUGCCCCCAUCCAGUCGGCGCUGCUCGAAGAGGAGGACCGCGUGCGGAAGCUCACGAAGCAGCUCUCCGUGCUCGAGAAAAAGAACCGGCACCUGCAGCAAAAGGUGAAGAAGCUGAAGCGUGUGCUGCGCCAGGCCAAGAAGGACGGCAAGCAGGCGGCCGAGGGCUACCGCAGGCUGCUGGGCAAAGGGAGCGGCUCCGGCGCCUGGGAGGAGGGGGGCGGCGGCGGCGGGGGCGGGGGCGGCGGGGGCGGCGGCGGCGUGGGGGAGCCGCGCGCCCCUCACGCGCUCCACCCCCCCAGGGGCCAGGCGACGGCACAGAAGCGAGCACGCCACAACGCCAUCCCCUUCAGAGCCUGACGCGCCCGUGGGCCGCGCCGUUGGCGGGGGCGGUCCGUGGGCGGCGUUGGGGGAAGUCGCGGGUUGCCACCCGGCCCCUGGGCGUGCGGGGGGGGGG
Messenger RNA from Petromyzon marinus (sea lamprey), 1303 nucleotides. The record is from RefSeq and is a predicted model, not a curated record. NCBI's taxonomy places the organism in Eukaryota, Metazoa, Chordata, Hyperoartia, Petromyzontiformes, Petromyzontidae.